CAGUCGAUGUUGGGCUAAUGGGCAAGGUACAUAUUGGAUUGAUCAAAUAUAAACGAAUGGUACAUGAAGUAUAAACACUGGACAUGGCCAGCAUAUGGUGGCAACAAUCUUAGGGUCACACAGCACUUCUAGAAGAUGUCGAACAGAGGAGGCUCGGAUCCGAGGGCUGAGUUAGCGGAGCUGGUUAAAAAGAGAGCCGAUAUUUCGGAGACAUUGGCUAAUCUGGAGAGGCAGAUCUACCUGUUCGAGGGUAGCUACCUGGAGGACACACAGCUGUAUGGCAACAUCAUCCGCGGCUGGGACCGCUACCUCUCCGUCAACAAGAACAGUACCAGCAAGCAGGACAAACGCAACAGGAAGUUCAAGGAUGCUGAGCGCCUGUUCUCCAAAUCAUCCAUCACGUCGAUCGCGGCGGUGAACGGCAGUGUGGAGCACAGCCACCACUCCUACCGUGGCACCGACACCGACUCGCAGGGCAACCACAGCGGCUCCGAGGAGGUGAACGGCUCCGUGGACGGCGUCAGCGACCUCAGCGAGCGCGACCUCUUCCGCGCCAAGAAGAACCGGCUCAAAAAAGUCAGCAAGAAGGUGGCGCGCCACCGGUGAGCAUGCGCGCGCGGCCGGCGGCGCUGGCACCUUCGGCUGGCGGCGCUGGC
Pollicipes pollicipes is the source of this 656-nucleotide messenger RNA. It is a transcript of the gene Eaf6, whose product is annotated as chromatin modification-related protein EAF6/MEAF6. The record is from RefSeq and is a predicted model, not a curated record. The transcript is spliced from 5 exons. Bases 136 to 606 code for a protein of 156 amino acids. Gene Ontology annotation, cellular component: histone acetyltransferase complex. NCBI's taxonomy places the organism in Eukaryota, Metazoa, Arthropoda, Thecostraca, Pollicipedomorpha, Pollicipedidae.